Uloborus diversus is the source of this 3114-nucleotide messenger RNA. Its product is annotated as acetoacetyl-CoA synthetase-like. Gene Ontology annotation, molecular function: acetoacetate-CoA ligase activity. Gene Ontology annotation, cellular component: cytosol. The record is from RefSeq and is a predicted model, not a curated record. NCBI's taxonomy places the organism in Eukaryota, Metazoa, Arthropoda, Arachnida, Araneae, Uloboridae. Gene Ontology annotation, biological process: lipid metabolic process.
UGUAGAUAUUAUCGGCUGGUUUCGGGACAGCACUGACCCACCGAGUUCGCUCUUCAAAAGUAGGAGUUUGUCAAUUUUUCUUUGGAUUACCCGAGACGAGAGAAUAUGCCGGGGUCUAUCGCUCGCACCAAUUCGUACGAAAAUGGACAUGUUGGAGAAAAAUUAAAAGUCAAGGCAAGAAAAAAUGGAUUAGUUGAUUCUAUGGGACACCACCCCACGCUCGUAUGGAACAAAAAAGUACCUAACUCUAAUCUAGAAAAGUUCAAGAGGAAAAUAGAAGAAAAAUACAACGUCCAUUUUGGCUCUUAUUGGGAUUUUCACAAAUGGAGCACUGAGAAUUAUAUAGAUUUUUGGGAAGAAGUUUGGAAUCACCUUGGUGUCAUCACGUCAAAGCCUUACGAUGAAGUGCUCGUAAAAACUGGUGAUGGUUUUUUGGAUAAUGAUUGGUUCAGUGGAGCGCUUUUCAAUUUUGCUGAAAACAUUCUUCGAAUCAGAGAUAACAGAGUGGCCCUCAUAUGUGCUGAUGAACUAGGGAACGAAGAGUCAGUCACUUUUGCGGAAAUGUUCAAAGAAGUAAAACAAUAUGCAGCUGCUUUUAGAGCCCAUGGGCUGAAGAAAGGAGAUACUGUCGCCUGCUACAUGUCCAAUAGAAAAGAAGCUAUCUAUGCCAUGUUAGCCACGACAAGUAUUGGAGCCAUAUGGGGAGGACCUUUGCCCUAUUACGGAGCAAGAGCUGCUUCUAAUAUUGUCAAAAUGAUGGAACCUAAAUUUCUAAUCACUGUGGACUGGCAUCAAGACAACGGGGAUGAAUUCAACACCUUUGAUAACCUGGCCAAAAUUGUCGAAAGUACUCCUUCGUUAGAAAGAGUGAUUAUAGUAGCUGUUAAACCAGAAACUUUAACGAAAGAUAUAUCUCAUAUUCGAAAUAGUUGCUUUUUAGAAGAGUUCUUAGAGAGCGGCCGAAAUGCUGAUGGUACAAUUCCAGACAUAGUAUUUGAGCAGUUGCCAUUCGAUCAUCCCAUAUGCAUCAAUUUUACUUCAGGAACGACUGGCUUACCCAAGGGUCCUGUACAUUCAGCUGGGACCUUCAUCACACAACUGAGAGAUUUUGCCUUUCACCUGAAUCUAAAAAAUGGUGACGUCAUCUUUACUUGUUACCCGGUUGGCUGGAGUCUGUGGGAUACGUUUGUACCAACUCUCGCGUUGGGGGUGAAACUGUUUCUGUACUGCGGAAGCCCUUACUAUGAGAGACAAGGCAGCAACUUCUGGGACUUGGUCGCACAGUACAAGGUCACCUUUGCUUUCCUUGUCACCAGCAUCGUGGACAAAAUGGAGAAACAGCAAAUGGUUCCCAGUGCUCACUCCAAUCUGGACUGCCUGAAGAUCAUCGGCAUCGGGGGAAGCCCGGUCAAGAAACAAAAUUUCGAGUACCUUCGAAACAAGAUCAAGAAGGAUUUGUUCGUCGGAAGCAUGUACGGUGCCACCGAAGUAUUCGGAGCAUUCUCUGGUUUUGAUCUCAACUCCCCCGCGUAUGGCGGCGAAAUCCAAUCUCCGGCACGCGUGGAUAUUCGAUGCUUUGACCACAAAGGAAACUCCGUCGUUGGCCAAAGAGGUGAACUCGUAAUAGCCACGCCCUCUCCAUCCUUCCCCGUGUUCCUGUGGAAGGACGUGAACCACAGUCGGCUGAAUGAUACCUAUUUCUCCAAAUACCCAGGCGUAUGGAGUCAAAAUGAUGAAUGUUGGAUAAACCCACGUACAAAUGGACUUGUAGUCAUCGGAAGAAGUGACGAUACCUUGAAGCAGAACGGCGAAAGAUUUGGAUCUGGUGAUAUAUAUUUUGCAAUUCACCAGAUGGAAGAGCUCCAGGACUACAUAUGCGUGGGACAGGACAAGUAUAACGGCGAUACCAGGGCCGUCCUCUUCGUUAAAAUGAGGAAAGGACAUUCCUUCUCGCAACAGAUUAGGGAGAAGAUCGCCAACACCAUCAACCGAGAACUCUGGGUGGACUACGUCCCGCAGGUCAUAUUGGAAGUGCCAGAUGUCCCGUACAAUCUAAACAACAAAAGGAUGGAGAGCGUUGUCCGGCAGAUCGUGGCCACCAACCAGGUCCCAGAAGUCAUGAACAUCAAAAAUCCCGAAUGUCUCAUACACUACUGCGAUAUCCCAGAACUGGUCAACUACAACAAACCGUGAUGCAAGCCAAACUUGAACUCAAUUACAAGAUCAUUUCUUCGUAAAAAUUGCCUACGAUCCAUUUACGGAUAAUAGAGAGAAAUUGUUGUACCAUAAAAUUCUAUUUGUUUAUAUUUUAUCUACUCAUUGUUAUAAAUAUUCAUAUUAUUUUACAUUUUUUGUGCUGACUGUUUUGCUUAUUUGUAUUAUUUCAUGUUUUAAGUUAUUUUUUUGCUUGUUAACUUAGAGUAUUUUGUGUUCAAGUUGAAUUUUGUAGUAUUUUCAUUUUUGAGACAAAAUUGAGGACUAUAGCGCACCCUGGUAAUAGAAACGGCACAACCCCAAAAUUUACCCUUGUUAAUUACGGUAGCGAUUGUAAAUUUACAAAACGGUGUAAUAUCGUUCUGAAAAUACUAACGGACGAAACAGAAUUAUUGGGUUUUUAGGGAAUGCUCAUUACUUAACGGACUAAUAAGUAUUAUGCCUGAUAUAAUUCAAUAAUAUUCGGUAUAAUCCUUAUUCAUCGGUACAAACGGAUGAGAAUUUUAUGGACCGAUUUGCAGGAUUUAAGGAUUUUCGAGGAGUGUUAUUUUUCUAUUCCCAGGAUACAGUAUUGUUUCAGGAUCAUUUCAAACGGAUUUCGUUUUAAUCUGCUGAGCUUUUUAUGUGUUGUUUAGCUUUUUAUUAUAACUGCAUUCAAAAUAAGUGAAAUUUCAUCCUUUUGUACACAUAAAAUAUGAUUUUACAGCUUCCCUUAAGUACUGGAGCCUUCGGAGUACGAUAGUUACGUACUUCUCUGCAUAAAUUUUAACUUAGAAAGUUUCAGAUGUAUAUAAAUUGUACAUAUUUAUUGACGUAUAUUAAAGAUGAAUAGUCUAUUAUUUUUAAAGAGUUGUUUUAUUCUUCUGUUUGAUGUAUUUUUGUACGUGAAUUUAAAUGUAA